AUGCGUGAGAACUACGAAAAGCACGGCGUAACAGAGUACUACUCCCAAGUCGCAUCGACGUAUCGCAACCCGCACGCAGAAGGCGUUGACAGGGUGGUCGCAGCUUGGAUGAACGUUUGGCUCCAGCAUAUGGACGAAGACUUUGAGCCCGGCAAGCUUUCGCGUCCCGUAGCCAGGAAAGUAACAAUUCUGGAUAUGGCGGCCGGAAGCGGAGAAGUGACGGAGUCACUGUUGUCUUGGAGCACCAAAAGAAAUGACUUCCUCAGGAUGAAACCGGGUCGUACUGAUCCAAAUGCGCUGCCUGUGAGCCCACCGUUGGAAGGUGCUCAACUUCCCGCACCAAUACAUGCCUCACCACAGUCUCGUCCGGCAAUGUCACGGCCUGUCCCUCGUCCCGUGCCUCGUCCCGUGCCUCGCCCUUUGGCACGACCUACAUCGGGAUCCCCGUCCGCCAUCGUUACACGUGCUUCGAAGCAAACACCUCUUCCAAUAGAGUUGCAAAUAACGGCGACAGAUCCCUUUACAGCGCCGGCGUACACGUCACGAACUGGUUUUCCCUGUCAUCCUCUCAGUUUCCGAGAUAUCUCCGACGGUGGGCUAGCCUCCCUCGCGCCGGCUCACUUCCAUCAAGUCAUUUGUUCUUUCGCUUUGCACCUGCUUACCGAUUCGCAUGCAGUCUUUGCCUUGUUGUGGGAACUCAGCACACGGGUACAAUGGAUGCUCGUGAUUGCUCCGGGAAAGAGACCCGAGAUAAAGGAUGGAGCAUGGGGUUGGGUUAGAUGGGAUCAUCAGCGAUGG
Fimicolochytrium jonesii is the source of this 798-nucleotide messenger RNA. RefSeq lists its product as uncharacterized. The transcript is spliced from 2 exons. NCBI's taxonomy places the organism in Eukaryota, Fungi, Chytridiomycota, Chytridiomycetes, Spizellomycetales, Powellomycetaceae. The annotation marks the transcript as partial. The record is from RefSeq and is a predicted model, not a curated record.